AGACUCUAUUCGAAUUUGUAGAGGUCACAGUCCCCUCGUGUAAGGGGAAGAUUCGAGCAAGACCCUCUGGGCUCCCUCCCACCUCCAGGAGCCCGAGCACUUCGACACCUUCCAGGAAUGGCCCGAUGGCUACGUGCGGUUCAUCUACUCCAGCGACGAGAAGAACGCGCAGAGACACCUCAGUGGCUGGGCCAUGCGCAACACCAACAACCACAACUGCCAGAUCCUGAAGAAGUCCUGCCUGGGGGUGGUGGUGUGCGCCAGGAGCUGCUCCCUGCCCGGCGGAGCCCAGCUGCAGCUUCGCCCGGCCAUAUGCGACAAGGCUCGGCAGAAGCAGCAAAAGAAAGCCUGCCCAAACUGUAACUCAGCCCUUGAGCUGAUUCCUUGCCGAGGACACAGUGGCUACCCAGUCACUAACUUCUGGAGGCUUGACGGCAAAGCAAUAUUUUUCCAGGCUAAAGGAGUCCAUGACCACCCCAGGCCAGAGAGCAAAUUGGAGGCAGAGGCAAGACGAAGUGCAAUUAAGAAACAAAUGUCUUUUUCUCACCAUUCCCAGAAAAAGAGACCUUUAAACUCAGAGGUAGGAAGAUACCAUGACAGCGGUGGUUACACCAGUAACCUACAGAAUCUGCUCUGCAUGGAUGGUCCAGAAAGGGUUGGUAUCAUCACAGACACCAAUUUUUCAAUUCCAGCCCAGUCUAAUUCUUCACUGCAAAAUGCUGACCUCUACAAAGCAUCUUAUGACUCAGCCACUUUCCAAGAGGACCAGCUAUUGCCAUACCCAAAGUGCCCCAAUCCAAGGAUCUACAUGCCCAGGCCAUGCAGCUAUGAGUUUGGAGUUCCCACCUUUAUGAGCUCCAGCCCUUACCCAGCAUUUUACAAAGAUGUGACAGGUCCUGCUAUGGAUGCCGAUCCCCUCAGUUUGAGUGGAUCUCACUACAACACUGCGACCACCCAUGAUAAGAGCUUUGAUAACCCUGGCAGACAUUACGGACUGAAAACAGCUUGGGGGAAAACUGGCGGCGGGGACUGGAGUGACUAUGGACAGAUGACAAUAAGCACUAACCACCCUUACUAUGGUGCAGACUACUCCUGCAGGUACAGUCUCAGCCCCUCUCCCAUAGCCCCACCAUUGCAAACUGUCAUCACAACUACCACCAAGGUAUCCUACCAGGCCUACAAGCCGUCCACACUGAAAUACAGUGACGACCUCUGCGAUAUGAAAAACCUUCAGAGCUAUACCCACAUGGCAGAAAAUGUCUCAGGCACUAUCUAUUCAGGGAUGAAGAUCCAGGAGGACUUUGGGAUGAUAAAGUCGGCGUUGCUCUACCAGCAUGACCCAGUUCCCACAAAGUCAGAACCAACUGAGAGUGUGGAGACCUAUCGGUAUGGGCAACCACUGGGGAACAGCUAUGAUGAGCACGAAGGCCAGAUUUUAAGAUUUGAGAGUGCUGAAUAUUGACUAAAUAUUGCCUAAAUGGUAAAUACACACACAUGGGAAAAUACAUUCUUGUGCUGACCACGUGCACACUAAGUCCAGUGGUUUGUGAUUUAAGGAGAGGUGAGGAAGAAGUAUAUCAUGACAACUUAUCUCCCAAAAAUGCCAUUCUGGAGCUGUGCUGAGUGAGGCAUAUUUCACACAAAUUUCAAAUGAACCCCACUUAAUCUCUAAAAUGGCCCAAGGAAUUGAGCCCCGAACAUGCCUGUGCGAAAGCAACAUGGAGGGACAGCACCGUUGAAAGUCAGCAGCCUCCUCUGAUGGGGGAUACAAAUUGCUUGUAGCCACAACUCCUGCCAGGAGCCUCUAACUUGGAAAAAAAACGCUCCAUCUGUAUAAAAGAAAAUGCUUAGCAGUUAAUGGAAAAAAAAUAGAUGAAGGAAGGUGGCUAUAGCUUAUAGUCAACUGAAAGAAAUAAAAGAAAUUGAAGCAAGUCCAUUUGCAAAAUAGUUUACCUCAAGGGUCCAUUCACCUGCCAUGAUCCAUUUAACAAAUAGAAAGACCAGCUAAGUUUCUCUGAAAUGAGAAACUAAAAACCUGCGUGCUAACUUCAUGUUGCUUUUUGAUCCCCUGCAUCAGGAGUACAGACUGUCCAACCUUUCUUUGCAAAAGAGGGAGGCCAGGCAUAGUCCCAUCACCACCACUAGGAACCCUGCAACACUUGACCUGGAGGCAAGACGUCUCAAGUGACCCCCACCAAGAACACCUGGCCUCACAUGGGUGUCAGGGUUGCAUAUUUGGUCAUGAAAAUCAUUACCAGUGAAACUGCUUUUUGUCUAAAGGGGUCAGGCAAGCUGGUCAGACUAAUACUGCACAGAUAUUGCUGCAGAAACCUGCAUCCUGUCAAAAAAUGCAGCAGCCUUGCUGCUUAGCAGUACAGGUUAGUGUUGAGCACACCUUUCCGGCUUGCCUUUCUGAACUGCACCUCCAUCAGAUCCUUCUCCUUCCUCCAAGGGACUUCUCCUAGCCAUUUUUUGCUCUGCAGUCAUAAUUCCCCAUGACAGCACUGUUCUUCCAGAAAUGAUGCAACCAGCAAACUGAGAGGUCAGAAAACAAGAUUUCUAGACACCCUGAGUUAAGCAAAAAAAAAAAAAGUAAGGACUUGCAUCCCCAAAUUCUCAGUUAAUUGAACUAAUUCUCCAGUAGGCCAAGAAGAAGGAAUGGAGCAGUAUUGCUGGUUUAAAACUUGGGUAUUUUGAAAGCUGCCUAGUACUGAGGAAUGGAAUCCGUAGCCAAACUGUGCAUGCUAAGCAAGAGAGCUGUGUAUACACACCUGGUCAGAGUGACAGAAUUUCUUAUUAUUAAGUUAUCAAGUAUUCAUACCUUUUUGGACAUUCAAAUAUUUUGGAUAAUCUGUUUUUUGUAUAUUUUUGCUAUGCUUUGAGUAACAGUAUGCUACUGUAUCCUUUCAGUAAACAUGAAAUUACAGUUAAAAACAAGGUACCAUGUAAACUGGUUGGCUUCGACAUAUAGAACCUUGUAAUGCUAUCAUCAAACUGCUAAACAAAUCUUACUUGCAAAGCACAGUGUACAAAUACCUGAGUUUUUAAAGUUAUUAUUUCUGGUGUAGUUUAUUUUAUUUUUGUAUUUUUAUGAAAACAAUGUGUGCACUCUGAUAUGUGAAACUGAGCCCCACAGGAAUUCAGUUAGUAGCAUCCUGUUUCAGUAGUGGAUUGUUCAGCAUUUUAAAAAUUCAAGCCACGUGAAGCUGGAAUUUACAAAAAGACUAACUGAAUUAAUUUUCAGCAAGCUUACCUUCUUUUAAGGUAUUUGCUGCAUACCUCACUUGCCUCUUAUUAAACUCUCCUGGCAAUUCUUCUACCAGGUGUUUUAAAUUACUGAAGGUGUUUUAAAUUACUAACAAGGAUCAAUUCAGGUGAGCAGCAUUAGUUUGAUAAUUAGCUCAUAUAGUAACCUUAAAAAAAAAAAAA
Messenger RNA from Columba livia (rock pigeon), 3429 nucleotides. It is a transcript of the gene GCM2, whose product is annotated as glial cells missing transcription factor 2. Bases 194 to 1462 code for a protein of 422 amino acids. NCBI's taxonomy places the organism in Eukaryota, Metazoa, Chordata, Aves, Columbiformes, Columbidae. Gene Ontology annotation, cellular component: nucleus. The record is from RefSeq and is a predicted model, not a curated record. Gene Ontology annotation, molecular function: DNA-binding transcription activator activity, RNA polymerase II-specific; RNA polymerase II cis-regulatory region sequence-specific DNA binding. Gene Ontology annotation, biological process: regulation of transcription by RNA polymerase II; gliogenesis. The transcript has 5 exons.